Molecule: messenger RNA, 929 nt
Organism: Ipomoea triloba (trilobed morning glory)
Lineage: Eukaryota; Viridiplantae; Streptophyta; Magnoliopsida; Solanales; Convolvulaceae
Exons: 3
Coding region: 71-781 (236 amino acids)
Source: RefSeq, a predicted model, not a curated record
UCUCAUAUAUACAAGCAAAUUAAUCAAAGCCAAAGAAAGAGUAGAAAUCAAGAGAGAGAAAAAAAAAAGCAUGGCAAUUAUCUCAGAUGAAGAUAUACAUCUAUCUCAGAUGGUCAGAAACUUCAUAGAAUUGGAUGAUUCUUCAUCAUCAUCAUCAUCUUUCCCAUGCGCCAACAAUAAUCCUUCUGAUUAUUGGACCCUUCAAGUUGAAUUCUUCGACCAAAACCCCACCACCUUUCUCUCUCUGCAGGAAACUCUUGAGAGUGUCACAGAUUCAGAGGCGGAGAUUCUUGGGAAAAUCUUGUUUUAUUGGAGAGAAGUGAGGAAUUUGGAGGCUGAGAAGCUGAGGAAAUGGAUAGUAAGCAGAUUGAGAAUGGAUGACUAUGAAGCUUCCCUAUGUACAACUUCUUGGGUCACUACUUUUGGUCGCCCUUCAGCAUUUCGAUUCAGGGAUUGUUAUGAGUACAUUGAUGUGAUGAUGAAGAGUGAUAGCAAUGGGGGUGAGAGUUUGAGGCUAAUAGUGGACACAGAUUUCAGGUCACAAUUUGAGUUGGGAAGGCCAACACAGGCCUACAAAGAACUCUCAAACUCUCUCCCUACCAUUUUUGUUGGGACUGAGGACAAACUCCACAGCAUCAUCUCCUUGCUAUGUGCAGCUGCCAAACAGUCCUUGAAAGAGAAUGGCCUUCAUGUACCUCCAUGGAGAAAAGCUUCUUACAUGCACUCCAAAUGGCUGUCUGAAAAUUGCAAAAAAUCUUCCUUCUCACCCCUUUGCACAUGACACAUAUAGCAUAGGAAGAUUAUAUAGUAUUUCUCCAGUUCUUGGAUAUGGGUUAUGAAAGAUAUGAUGUUUGAUGGUUUGAUAAAGGAGUAAGAUUUUAUUGCUUUUCUUUUCCUUUAUGGCCAAAGUUUUGGGACAUUGUUUAAUU